Messenger RNA from Hyposmocoma kahamanoa, 1308 nucleotides. RefSeq names its product alpha-(1,3)-fucosyltransferase C-like. Lineage: Eukaryota; Metazoa; Arthropoda; Insecta; Lepidoptera; Cosmopterigidae. Gene Ontology annotation, cellular component: membrane. The transcript is spliced from 2 exons. Gene Ontology annotation, molecular function: alpha-(1->3)-fucosyltransferase activity. The record is from RefSeq and is a predicted model, not a curated record. The coding region runs from base 1 to 1308 and encodes 435 amino acids.
AUGGUUUGGACAGGAGAAAGCAAAAUAUUAAAAUGCUGCAUUGUAUUGCUCAUAACAUUCAGUUCUCUCGCCAUAUGUGGACAUCGGAAAAAACAAGAACUGAUAUAUGUACUGGAAUGGACAUCUGCUACUAACGAACCAUUUGCAUCUAUAAAACCAAAGCGACAAUCUGUUCUUAGCAAGAAUUGUAUUGACCAAAAUUGUUACUUUACUAGCAAUAGAGAUCAUUUUGACGAUGUUAGAGGCUACAAUGCCAUUUUAUUCAACAUUAUGAACCUUUAUUUAGAUAUGGGACCAGUCCCAUACGAGAGAGCUGAUAAUCAAAUUUAUGUUGCCGUUGGCACAGAACCAGCUGCGAAUCAUCCGCAAGAUACUGAUUUUGAUAUGUUUUUUAAUUUAACCUGGACAUAUAAACUUAAUUCAGAUGUACCUUUUCCGUUUAUGUCUAUAAGAAACAAUAACAGUGAUCUAAUAGGUCCUAAAGCGAAUGGUACUCACUGGAUGAACUUCACAGAGAUGAAGCCAGUGAACAAGUAUAUUAAACGUAAGCUGCGGAACAAAAAGACUGCAGCGGCAUGGUUUGUGUCAAACUGUUAUGCAAACAAAGAACGAAUUGACUUCGGUCAAAAUUUAACACAGGAAUUAGCUAAGUAUGGACAAACAUUAGAUAUUUAUGGAACUUGUGGAAAUAAGACUUGUCCUAAAGAUCAAAUGGAUGAAUGUUUUGCCUUAAUUGAAUCCGAUUAUUAUUUUUAUUUAGCGUUUGAGAGUUCUUUCAGCGAAGAUUAUGUAACUGAAAAGAUUUUAACUGCAUUACAACAUUUUGCAGUACCAGUGGUAUUUGGAGGUGCAAACUAUACCAAAUUUAUGCCCAAUGGAACAUAUUUAGAUGCCCGAGCUUUAGGACCAGCAAAACUGGCAAAAGAGAUGAAUGACAUCAUAAAAGAUAAGAAUAGAUACUAUGAUUUCUUUAGGUGGCGCCGAUAUUAUCGGUAUGAUGCCUCUUCGGAUAAUGCUGACUCUGAUGGCAUCUGCGCUCUUUGUACUGCACUGAACAAAGCGUCAAGAAGUGAUGAAAGGCGUGUAUAUGCACGUUUCCGGGAAUGGUGGAAUGAGCUGCAAGAUGGAGGAACCCAUGCGAAUCCUAUUGCUAAGUUACCUCCAAAAGCACGAGACGCAGUUAAUUACAGGCCAACAGAAGUUGCAGAAACACAUAUUCCUGGAAUGACACCUCCACCUACAUUAUUACAAAGUUUUACACAAUUUUUGGGAAACAUAUAUAGUUAUUAUUUCGAAAUUCAAACCUAA